CUUCGCAACCAGCCAAACAUCCGUUGACGUUAAUAAUAAAUAGCCAAAGUUCUCGGAUUUUUCCUUCCACUCUACAUCAGAGUUUCUCCACGAAAAAGUUGGGAGCGAUGCGAUGUUUCGAGUUGUACGGUCUUGGGGCCUCGCCAACGUAAUAUUAUGUGUUCUUUUAACAGCGUGGCCCCCAAAGACAAAUGGAUAUACCCUACCGCUUGAUAAAAACGCCGGAAAAGUCUUCACCAACGGAUGGGCGAUAAAGGUGGAGGGCGGUAUUGAAAUUGCCAAAAGAAUCGCAAGAUCUCAUGGAUUUGACAAAGUUGAACCGGUGAGUGCUAGGUAGAGAAUCGGGGUCGUAAUGAUUUUUGCCCAGCAUGUUUUGAAGGGCUGACAAGUACUUGCCGGUCUUAUUUGAUAUAGAAUUCCAUUAUUAUGUUUUCUUUACCCUGCCUAGCUUAAACACUGGCCACCCGGCAGGUCAGACAAAUACUCGGUCAAUAAAUCUCCUUAUUCCCUAGUCGUGUUUUUUGAUUUGUUAUAAAAUAAAUCCCAUUUUUUCAAGAGUUGAAAGCAAUAAAUUCAUACUUUGUGCCUUUUAUGCGAAAAAACUGUCUACUUUCUUGGAUAAACUAUCAAGGGAUUUUUGGUUGCCACAAGUUUACUGGUAAUAAAUGUUGUGAGCUGGUUGAUUGGGACAUGAUGUUUCCAAGGGUGGAAACCAAUAACGCCACAUGUCGAAAUAAAAGCCCAAGUGUAUACUCUCAGUUCAGUGAGUGGAAAUAGCUUUGCAGGCCAUCAAUGUAACACGAAAUCUGUACUGGGAAGAGAGAAUCAGUUUUCUUCCCUCGGAUUUAAUAAGCUUUUUUAUUCGGUGACUUCAUUACGGUUGUCCGACAGUUCUUCAAUGUUGUCACUCAUUCAGCGACGCCAAGGCGUUGUUGACAGGUUUAAAAACUCACAAUUUUAGAGUUCCAGAUUCCACUUGUAAGUUAAAAAUUUUUUUUGCAUGCGAAUUUUCCUUUGAAAAUUAAUGAGAGUUUUUAAUUGACUCUGUUUCGCGAUACAUCAAUUUUGUCAUGUCAUAUGUGUUAACCUUGAGCAAAGACAGGUUAAUUACCCACUAAACGAGGAAAAAUGCUUGAAAUAAACCAAAAGUGAUUCAAAAACCUCACUCAGAUUUGAACUGACUGCUUUUUCAUGCUUUUAGGACAAACACAUUUUUAAAAUUGUUCUGAAAACACAAAAACGUUUGGUUGUUGUGGAGAUUUGAUGAACAUGCAGGCAUUUGAAGUUAUACAAUGGUAGAAAGAUUGUUUUCCCGCCGUUCAACAAUACAUAUUGAAAACGUUACAUGAACAAAAAAAAAACAAGCAUUGUAGUAUUCUCCAACAAACUUUGAUCAUGGAUAUGGAAGAUGGAUAGCGCUUAUUUGAAAUUUUUUGUGCGUUUCUGAUUGACAUAUGACCUAGAAGAGACGCCUCCCGCGUACAUUUGAUUUUCUUUUAGUACCAUUGCCGGCUUGCACUGACUUCAGUGACAGUACUAUACUGGUGUAUAUGUGUUAGGUAGACAGAUCAUCGCAUUUGACUGUUAUAGAGACCUGCAGGGUUGUCUUACAGAAAAGAUAAUGAAGUUGUACCAUAGCAAAGUAUAAUUGCUUGAUUUAGCAACAGUUUAUUGAAAAUAAAUAAAUGGUAUGUUUAUGGAAAUUUAUGUAGGCAGGCAAUUUUAUGCGUUAGUCGUAUUUUACCAAAAACCUGUUAGAUGAUAGAAAUUAAACCAGAUAUCUUUAUUUCUGAAUAUGUAGAUUGGUACCUUGGACAAUUUUUUCCACUUGGUGCAUUCUGAAGAACCACAUCGCUCAAGACGGAGUGCAGAUGAGCGGACACAGUUGUUAAUAGAAGAUCCUCAAGUAAUUACUUAGUAUUUAACACUUUUUGGUUCUACCAUGUUUUCACCAAAAAUUUUUCUUUAUUCGUGCAAACUUGCGCACUCCACGAAGCGGGUGCUUACACAGGCCCGCUACAACAAAGAAUCUCUUGAAAAACAGCUAUGGUGAAAUAAACAAACUCUUUUGCUAUUCUUUAAUUCUUCUUCUUUUCCCUGAUAUGGGAAGAUUUGAGAACUUAAAAUAACCGUGUUUUUUUUUUACUUGUUUUAAAUUCCUAAACUUUUAUCACGUUCAGUGUGAUAUGCCGUAAAUCAAUGUCAGUUUGUAUAAUAAUAAUAAUAAUAAUAAUAAUAACCUUUCUACUGCAGGUUGUGUGGGCGGAACAACAACAUGAGAAAAUUCGCGUGAAGAGAGGCCACUUCCAUGACCGAAUGACAGCACGGGGAAUUGUGCCUCGUUUUAAUGAUCCUCUCUGGGACGGUCAGUGGUAUCUGGUAAGCCUGUGGUUGAACAUCUUUUUCUGUCUGGAAACCUCAUGUCUCACAAUACUUGAUAGGCUGAUUGUAUACUCUCUUUUAACUAGAGCUUCCCUCUUUUAAGCAUGUUUGAGGGGGCAUCACUAUCAAAUUAAGUCGUCAGUGGGUUUGGUAUAUCCUACAAUCUUGAUGUAACAGAUUUCUGUGUUCAUAUUUAUUUUGUAAUAAUGAGUUCUUUACGUAACCAUGAAACAAUAAACAAAUUGAGAUUGAACUGAUUUUAAUUUGUUUCUUCGCCAAGCUAAUUUGUAACUUACAUCACCUAACCACAAAAUUACUGAAAAGAUUGACAGAUCUGUAAGUACAGAGAAGCGUUUGACGCUCUGCAAUUAAUAAACUCGCAGUUCAACGUGUUUUAUCAUUUCUAAAAACAUUAAGUUACGUGUUGGUGUUUUUAAACUUGAUUGUUAAACAGUUGAUAAUACUUUUAUAUUUUAACCUAUAAACAUUCCUUUCAGAAACUCAGUACCUUUCGAAGCCGAGUUAAAAUGUUCGAUGUGUUUUUACACAGGAUGAUAAGCGUGCAGAUCAAGAUCUUGACAUACACGUGCUUCCUGUCUGGAACCAAGGCAUCACCGGAAAGGGCGUGGUCGUUACCAUUCUGGAUGAUGGUAGGUUACCAAGCUGACCAGUUACGAGAGGCUGCAAUGGCAUCCUCAUGUUUUAAAUUGCGCUUCACGGUAUUUGGCGGGAUAAUCAGUCGUUAAUGUUCAUUUUCACACCUUUAUUUGAAUCACUCUUCAAUUCGAAGUAAUUGGUUCACGGCAUUACCGAAGAAAAUCAACACUGUAGUAAGUCAUUACUAUACAGACUCAUGCACUGUCCUGAUCAAUAACCUAAACUAAUAAGUUUCCUCUCCGUUAUAUCAAAAGGUAUUGAGCACAACCAUACGGAUCUCAUGCGAAAUUACGUAAGUAGAAAUUAGUCUUACUUGUACUGAUUUUACUUUGAUAUUAAAACUGUAGAAGAUAUGAUCAGUAAUGUGAAUUCAUUUUCACAGGAUCCUGAUGCGAGUUGGGACGUAAAUGGUGAGGAUGGAGAUCCAUUCCCUCGAUAUGAUCCAACAAACGAAAAUAAGUAAGUGUAUUAGAAGGCAGUAAAUUAUAACAUAUUCCAGCACUGAUAGAUGUACAUCAUGGAUUAAUUAAGUCAGUCAGGCCGUUCUUGUUCCUUUGCGUCAGAACGCUUGAAAAUUUAGAAACAAAUUGGUGAAUGCCAGGUCCUUUAGUCAGCCUUACCAUAGGCUUCUGCCCUUUCUUACCACUUAAUCUCAUCGUAAUUAAACAAUCUUUCGUUAAUCAAUAGCUCACGUACUUCCUAAAUGCAUCCGAAGUGCAACUAACUAGCACUAGUGAAAUUCUUGUAACUUGGACGAAAUCCUGUUAAUUGAUUUCUUGGCUGCUGGACUACGAUUUCUCUGGGGAGAAACCAUGCGUAAAGUGCAGCGUUUUGAGUCGUCAAUACCACCAUAGUCAUGCAGUCAUUGUUUUUCACAGUGUGACCGUUGUUACCUCUCUUUUAUAGGCAUGGUACCCGCUGUGCGGGAGAAGUUGCGGCUCAAGCGAACAAUUCAGUGUGCGGAGUGGGUGUGGCCUACAAUGCCAAGAUAGGAGGUGACAUAUUCUCACAUAUGAAUCAACUAAGUAGAUAGUACCUGGGAAUGUACUUGGCAAGUGAAAUUAGAGAAUAAAGUGUUUUUUCGUCCUUCUUCGCAAAUUCAACAAGAGACAAAGAGAAACCUCGCACACCUCCAAGAAUAUGAAUGAUCGGGAAUUAUCUUUACAGCUACAUGAGUGACAUGGUUUAAGUCUUUGGGGAAACAAUUUUGAGACCUUUAGGAAGUGAUUUGUAAGUCACUGCGACAAAAGCAAAAUUUUAGAGAAUAACGUCGCCAACAGGCCGCCUGGGUUGCUGGGUAUUCUUUGGGUUUAUUUAGAUUCUUUUUAAAAGUUAUUUUUGCGUUCAACAAUUAAUUUCUGGUCGGGAAUUCGAGACGGAUUUAUUAUCAGAUAUUAUACUUCCAUUGGUCAAUUUCGUCAUUUCAACUAACCGUUUUUACGCAGGAGUACGUAUGCUCGACGGACGUGUGACUGAUAAAGUGGAAGCUGCCUCAUUGAGCCUCAAUCCUCAGUUCAUCGAUAUCUAUUCUGCCAGUUGGGGGCCUAGUGACGACGGAGCCACGGUCGAGGGACCUGGGACUUUGGCUGCUGCUGCGUUUGAAAAUGGCAUCACAAAGGUACUGCUUUCACUGAACUUCAUCAUGCACAGAGAUCUCAAGCUUUCUGCUACUGUACCUAUGACGCUUAUUAAGAGAAAAAACUUUAAACAAAUAUCGUCUAGGGUCCAACCUUUAAUCCCUUACUUCUUUGGAAUGAGUUCUUAUUUAAUAAACAGGCGGGAAAAAUAAGGACCCAUCUAGCAUCUCAUGACGGCUUUCAAGAUCUAUACAUUGACUUUAAUACUGAGGAUUAAUUAGCCUGUUCCAGGUGUUCACAUUGCGGAAGCGAAUUAAAUCGUACGCGGGGAAUACGAGGAGAAAAACGAGGGGUGACUGGGGCGAGAGUAGUCUCGCCUCGUUUUUUUCCUAAACAAUUUUUUCGCCCGCGCUCAAUUAACUGAACGCCUGGAACAGGCUAAGGUGUAAUCGGCUUAUUUCAGAAUUGAAAUUGUAGACUUCAAGUAGUAAAAUUAAUCAUUAUUCAAUAACCAAACCAUCAGUCAAAAAUGAUGCCCUGCUUUCUUGUGUUUACAUUUAAAGGGUCGCGGUGGAUUAGGCUCCAUAUUUGUCUGGGCGUCAGGUAAUGGUGGUCGACAUGCAGACAGCUGUAACUGUGAUGGAUAUACAGACAGUAUUUAUACGCUGUCAAUAAGUUCCGCUUCUGAUCACGGAGAAUCACCCUGGUAUUCAGAAAGCUGCUCUUCAACUCUGGCUACUACCUUCAGCAGUGGGGCGCACGGAGAAAAAAGAAUUGUGAGUUGUCCUACAAUUUUAGAUACUGAUAUGUUAAUCUUAAAAAAAAAAAAUUAAAGUAUACAUCCUUUAACGCUCUAACUUCUUUCCAAGAAGAAAAAAAUCGAUAAUUUUGCGAUAUCGCCGGUAGUUUUCUGGUUUCCAGUUGCUCAUAACUCAGGAAAUCGGUUCAAAGGGUGUUUCUGGCUUUAAUCAGGAAAAAUGGAAAAAAGUUUGAAUAAGAAUUAAGGCACGUGCAAUUAAAGCUGCUUUUAGAGCUUUUUUUUUGUCUUUUUAGGUAACAACAGAUUUACAUAACGUGUGCACUGAAAGACAUACGGGAACUUCAGCGUCGGCACCGCUGGCUGCAGGCAUCAUAGCGCUUGCGUUGGAGGUCAAGUAAGGAGCAUGCUUGGUAUUACUUUAUAAAAUACGUUACAAGUUGCAUCCACUGUGCACUUUAUGAUUGAUUGACUUACAAUUCCUGAUCUCCAUAUCAGAAAAAAUAUAAUAGUUCGUAUUGUGCUGAUCACUACCUUGGCUGCCAGAGCCUUUUUCAUGCCCGGUUUCUGGUUUUCGUCAAGUCUUUAAGAUCUGUUGAAGCAUCCUGCCGCUCGCGAGAAAAAAAAAACCCUCUGGUGCCCAAGGUAACUGAUCACCUCAGUUGUCUAAAAAUCUGUUCAGGCGAUCGAAAUGAUCAUGCACGUCACGUGGAACCCCUCUAAUGCGAUGCAGGUUGAUUCGGACGAUUCAUGAAGUGACAGCAAUCGCCUGGUUAAAACUGAUGUCUAAUAUAGGAUGGUUAUGAGAUAACCGGUCGAAUGGUCUCGUUCGUUCGUUCGCGACCUGGGCCGAAUUGCGAAAGAUGAUCAGCAUAAAUCCAGGUUUAGUUACCUUGGCAACUCAUAUGUUCUGUUUGUACGUAAUCCAGGAUUACGGCCUGCUUCUAACAACUAUUGGGUUUUAAAAAAACUCCUUAAACUCUUAAUUUUACACGUCAUAUUUACGACAGUACUGAUUUAUAAAGAAGGGUUUAGUAACUUAACUCUGAAUAGUGCUGCAAUACGCCUACUCCAGCCUACGCCGACUGAAUCAAAUUUAGAGAGGGGGGGGAAUACCGAAACCAAUUAUUAGCGCCGCCCAAGGUCGUUAAUUUUGUGAAACAGUUACCCGCAGUUAAGUAAAAAAGAACAUAACCAGGUUGUACGAUGGAUUUAAUGUUUUUGCUUGUUUGUUUUACGUAGCCCGCGCUUGACAUGGCGUGAUGUUCAACAUAUUGUAGUAUGGACAUCAAACUGGGAACCACUAAAACAUGACCAAGACUGGAGCCCUAAUGGAGUUGGUCUUCAUGUCAACAGAAAGUUCGGCUUUGGUUUGUUAGUUGCAGAAAAGAUCGUUGAAUUAGCCAAACCUAAUACUUUUAAAACCGUUCCGGAAAAGACCAUUUGUAGAGGACAAAUAAACCAGGAUCGCAAGUGAGUUUUUAAAUCCUUUACUUUUUCUUUGCAAUUAAACACAGUUUCUUUGUACUUGCAAGUGCUUUGUUCGUCUAAAUCUGUUCGAUACAUUUGUAUUUUUAUCCUCUCCCGAUUUUAUAUAGAAUUGUUAGAUAUUUUCGCGACAAAAUAGACAGAAGAGACAUGAACAUAAAGAAAACCAAACCAAAUAUAGACAAAUGACCAGAAAGCCUCGGAGUAAGUUAGAAUUUCAUAAUAUCGAACGUAAGCUAUUCGGUAAACACAUUAAACGAAAAAACAACCGUAAGGGCGCCUCCUAUCUGCUCUAAGAACGAGUUCUUUAAUUCGCUUACGGAACAAUAUAUGAAUAACCCAAAUAAAAGGCUCAAAAGCUAAUGAAAAUAAAGGUUUCUGGGAGCUCCCUGCCUCCAUGGAGCAACUUUAUAAGGAUCUAUGGUAUGCUGGGCAAUAGGCAACGCUAAUCGGAAGAAAUUAUAACCAGAAAUCAGAGCAAAGAAUACACUGUCGUUAAUUUCUCUCCACAGACCUAUUAAAUACAACGAGCCUCUGAACAUAACGAUGCACUCUAAUGGUUGCUCAGGGACUAAGGCCGAGAUUCGCUACCUGGAACACGUCCAGCUCUUGCUUAGUUUGGAUUACUCUCGACGUGGGGAUCUUGUAGUAUACCUUACAUCUCCUAUGGGAACCAAAUCCUGCCUGUUGUCCAUUAGAAGAGAGGACCUUUCAGAUGAGGGCUUCACAAAGUGGCCUUUCAUGACUACGCACUCUUGGGGUGAAGAUCCCAGAGGUACAUGGACACUAGAAAUCAAGGAUCUCGGUGAUAACAGACCAAAUCAUGGCACUCUCACAGAAUGGCAGCUGAUUUUACAUGGGACUAAAGAGAAACCAAACCAUCAAACAAUUGCACACCCUGAUAAGCCACGUGACUCGGUUCCAGUUCCUGAGACGUCUCCUUCUAGCUCUCCUCAAGUCCCACGCGGACCAACCUACACGUUUGGGUCCAUUCCUGUGACACCAGAGAGUCCCGUCAAAUAUGUAGCACCACAAGUGGUGACAUAUACUGCUCCUCCUGCUCCAAACCCGGCCGUAUUGACUCUUGCUGCACAGUCGUUAGUACAACAGCAAGUUCAGAAACCACAGAGCAAUCAAUUUGUACCAAAUACGAAGCAGACGGUACAAGUUGGAAGAACUUAUCCGCAGCAAGCAAACAUAGCAGCAGAGUCAGUCUAUUCAGCCGUCCAACCUAUCCAUAGUAACUAUAUUGUACCUUCAAAUUACCACGAAAAUCCAAUAGCCAACUACUAUCAUUAUACCAAUAACCGAGGAUACUUGCCUCAAGUGAGGAACCCUGUGGUACCGCAAGCCACUGAUCAGCUAGGAUUUCACCGAAUCAGUUGGAGCCAGGCGGCCGCAGCAGCGUACCGUAGUCGCUUACCAUUUAAUAAUUAUGCUAACUAUCUACGAACACUGGGAAGGCGGGGGGCGGGAAGGGAUAUAGAACAUUUAAAAUCUAAGAAAAACAAGUUGAAAAGAACGUAGCAAGCGUAAAGAUUUAGAUGGGGUUUUUACGCAAUAUUCUGUAUAAAUAUUUGGAGUACUGAUUUAUCAUUACUUUUGGCAUUUUUUAUCUGUCUGUAAAACUUUCUGCGGGUCACAACCAUGGAUUGUGACAAUGUCCUCGCUGAACUCCAGUAUACGUGAAAAAGAACACAAGUGAUCGAAAGGAAUUUUGGAAGGUUAAGGCAUCAACUAAUUUCCUUAGUUCAGCUGGCUGGGCAGGAACUUAAUACUAAGAGUAAAUAUUUCAUGAAGUAGUUUUUUUUCGCUGAAUUGUUCGUUUCCGAUUUUUAGAUUGCUCAUGUCUGACAAAAAGAAAUUCCAGCAAAGGCUAGCUUGCGAAAACAUCCGUUUCAAACGUCCCUAGCGGCGAAGAGCGAGAAGAAACGGAUGUUUUCGCAGGCUAAGCAAAGCCAUAAUAGAAGAUACCCAAUUUACAAAACUGUAAAAAUGUAAGGCUUUAGAACUGAACUAAGGUCUCCAGCAAAAACGUUACCCUCAUUUCAACAGUUUUUGUAUGCCAACCAUAGAAUAUAGUUGGUGUAAACGUGCUUUCUCUUCCUUUUUUGACUAAAGGUUGCAGUUCCAUUCAGCCUUCUUAUUGGUUAAAACUUGGUUCAACAUGGAAGGAGUUUGUGAAUCAGUCAGCAAGUAGUGGGUCAGCUAGAAUGUCGACUUUUGUAUGCUCUUUAUAUAGAGUUUCUGAUUGGUUUAAUUCUACUAAAACCUAGUAGAAAACUAUGCUUUUCUAAAUCUCUGUACCUUACAGUGCUUAUAGAGUUGCCAGUAACUUAAAAAUAGUGUAAAGUUGGAAAAUAGGUGAAUGACUAAAUCGAUUUCAUGUUUUGUAUCAAAUCAGAAAUGAAAGUAGUCGUUAAUCUCAGUAUCUUGCCACAGAAAACCCAUCAAGGUUAUCAACAUUUCUGAUAUAAAAAAAUAGAAGCUUAGAAAGGAAAUGUUGUUUUGUUCAUUAAAAGAAGGCAAAGAACUUUUCCAUGCAAAGCACUGGAACCUUUCAAACAGCCACCGUGUUAGACAGUUCAUUUUUGUACCAAUACAUUCAAAUUUUCUUAAAAUUAAAGGCAUCAAAAUAAAAGCAAAAGGCAUAGAAAGAGGCGAGAGACUUAGAUAAGCUUACCAUGACUGGCCUGAAAAUAGCCGAAAAAUUUCCCUGUAAAUAUUGAUGACCCUCCCAAAAUGACCGUGACAAAUUCCCAGUUCUUGGUAAUUUCAAGGAACUACAAAUGACAAAAUUAAUGAUAGGACAAUAUUCCUCGGGGGGUUUUGCUGUAGUAAUAGUUUUAAGGGAUUUCAAAUAAAAAGGGAUAUUUCUUUU
Messenger RNA from Porites lobata, 9742 nucleotides. The record is from the annotation of a GenBank genome assembly. NCBI's taxonomy places the organism in Eukaryota, Metazoa, Cnidaria, Anthozoa, Scleractinia, Poritidae.